Tripterygium wilfordii is the source of this 1692-nucleotide messenger RNA. RefSeq names its product hydroquinone glucosyltransferase-like. Bases 181 to 1596 code for a protein of 471 amino acids. Gene Ontology annotation, molecular function: UDP-glycosyltransferase activity. The record is from RefSeq and is a predicted model, not a curated record. The transcript has a single exon. NCBI's taxonomy places the organism in Eukaryota, Viridiplantae, Streptophyta, Magnoliopsida, Celastrales, Celastraceae.
CGUACAAUUCGCAGUGUUUACGCCUCUGUUUUCUGUCUUUAUCUCCUACUGGGUAAAGUGCUUAAAAUAGUCUGAUGCUUUUUCCGAUAUGUUUUCUUAAAACAAUGACUUUCCCACAACUUCAUUGCUGUCUCUAGAUGAUAACUUCUUCGCCUCUCUGUAUCCAAAAUUCCCACACUCAUGGAAACCUCCUCCCUAAAUGUAGUGAUUGUGCCAACUCCGGGAAUGGGUCAUCUGAUCCCACUCUUCGAGUUAGCCAAACGACUCGUUCACAACCACAACUUCUCAAUCACAUUCAUCGUCCCCAGCGAUGGUUCUCCAAUGAAAUCACAGAAAAAACUCCUCCAAUCCCUCUCUCAAAACAAAAUCUCCUCCAUCUUCCUCCCUCCCGUCAGCUUCGACGACUUGCCUCCGGACGCCAAGAUCGAGGCUCGGAUUACACUCAGCCUCACUCGCUCCCUCGGUGUUUUCAGAGACUCGUUCAAGAAAUUGUGCGAGUCCACUCGGGUGGUCGCGUUAGUUGUCGACGUUUUCGGCACGGAAGCUUUCGACGUAGGGGCGGAAUUCGGUGUUCCGCCGUAUAUAUUUAUCGCCACAACAGGCAUGUCGUUGUCGUUUAUGUUAGAAUUUCCGAAACUCGAUGCAAUGUAUUCUUGCGAGUUUAGAGAUCUACCCGAACCGGUUCAUUUGCCCGGGUGUGUGCCGGUUCGGGGUAUUGAUUUAUGCGAUGUGGUUCAGGAUAGGAAGAACGAAGUCUACAGAUGGUCUCUUCGCAUCUGCAAUCAGUACCGACUAGCGGCUGGGAUUUUGGUCAAUAGUUCUAUGAAUAUUGAACCGGGUGUUUUUAAGGCUUUGAUGGAAGUUAAACCCGGUUUGCCUCCGAUUUAUCCGGUCGGGCCUUUGACUCAGACCAGAGAGAGUAGUUCGGGUGAUGACCGGUCUGGGUGUUUGGAGUGGCUAGACAACCAACCAAAAGGGUCGGUCCUAUUUGUUAGUUUUGGGAGUGGAGGGACCCUUUCGGGUGACCAGAUUAAGGAAUUGGCGUUUGGUUUGGAGAUGAGUGGGCAGAGGUUUUUGUGGGUUGUGAGACCCCCAAAUGACAAAGUAAACGCUGCUUAUUUUGAAGCAAAUGGAGCUGAUGAAGAUUUAUCUGGGUUUCUACCAAAUGGGUUCUUGGAUAGGACAAGAGAUAUGGGCCUAGUGGUGCUCAAUUGGGCUCCUCAAAUUGAAGUCAUAGCCCAUGAAUCGACGGGCGGGUUCUUGACCCAUUGUGGAUGGAACUCAACACUUGAGGCUAUUGUGAAUGGGGUGCCAUUGAUUGCAUGGCCCCUCUAUGCAGAACAAAAGAUGAAUACUGUGUUGUUAGCUGAUGACUUGAAUGUUGCAGUUAGGGUCAGAAUUGGUCAAAAUGGGUUAGUGGGUCGAGAUGAUAUUGCAAGAUAUGUGAAGGGAUUGAUGGAAGGAGAAGAAGGGAGGCUACUAAGAAGCAAGAUGAGGAAUUUGAAGGGUGGUGCUUCAAGGGUUUUGAGCCAGGAAGGGUCUUCUACAAAAUCACUAGCUCAGGUUGCUGAGAUUUGGAAGAACCAUAAGAAAUGAAACUUCUUUUUUCCUAAUUUUGAUGUACUGACUAAUUUGAAAUGUGUUCGGAAAUGCAUGUUAUUUCAUGCGUUUGGCAACCAAAGAGAGCUUGCA